Messenger RNA from Pangasianodon hypophthalmus (striped catfish), 6992 nucleotides. It is a transcript of the gene nck2b, whose product is annotated as NCK adaptor protein 2b. The transcript has 4 exons. Bases 3115 to 4227 code for a protein of 370 amino acids. Gene Ontology annotation, molecular function: protein binding. NCBI's taxonomy places the organism in Eukaryota, Metazoa, Chordata, Actinopteri, Siluriformes, Pangasiidae. Gene Ontology annotation, biological process: negative regulation of PERK-mediated unfolded protein response; negative regulation of endoplasmic reticulum stress-induced eIF2 alpha phosphorylation; positive regulation of translation in response to endoplasmic reticulum stress. The record is from RefSeq and is a predicted model, not a curated record.
AAACAGGUUUGGGAGGUAACGUCGUGUAUGUGUGAGACAAAUAUACAUGUUAGGAUAGUGUGAAAAUAUCACACCAAACACUAAGCGUGAUCUACACACGGAAGGGUUUGGCAACAAUUGGAAAUACAUAUGAGAAUCCAUUUUAAAUAUAGUGAAAAUUAAAGUAAUUUGAAUAUUAAAAGGGGUAUGAUUGCUUUAUGGUGGCAUUGCCACAUAAUUUUUAAGUAAAUGAUUAUUCAAUAAGUUGUAGCAGUAUGCAUUUUGAGAGUAACCACGGCGGUGCAGCGGGUAGUGUUGCCUCCUCACAGGGUUCUCACAGAUUCGCCAGUUCAAUCCUGCACUUGGGUUACUGUCUGUGUGGCAAGAUAAAUAGAUGUCCAUCCAUCCGUUUUCCAUACUGCUUAUCCUACAUAGGGGUAGCCUGGAGCCUGUCCCAGGGGACUCGGGGCACAAGGCGGAGGACACCCUGGAUAGGUAGCCAACACAUUCACACACUAUGGACAAUUUGGAAAAUUGUCAGCCUGUAACACCUGUCUUUGGACUCGGGGAGGAAACCCCAGAAGUUCGGGGAGAACAUGCAAGCUCUGCGCAUACAGGGUGGGGCGUGCAGCUGCGAGGCAUUUGUUCUAACCACUAAGCCACCGUGCCCCCAAAUUGCUGGUAGUCUGGUAUCUAAGACUACCUUAUGUCCAUCUUGCAGUGAUAGUUGGUCUAUUUUAUAGUUAGCAUUUAACAACAAAUGUUCACUUUUAAAAUUGGCAGUGGGGAUGACGGCUGGGUUUUACUCUAAAUAUUACUUUAAAGUGCCUCACAGUUAAAGCAGAACAUAAUCAGUUCAAAAGCAUGUAAAUGAUAUACCACAGCAGCAGGUUGUUUUAUGAUUUCCGUUUCCCAGUUCAGGAAUUCAUACGCUGCAUAUUCAUAUUUCAAAUCAUUAUUAGCACAUCUGGCUGUGUAAUAGAAGCUCUCAGUCUCCGUGACUCAGCUCUGAAUAAUGAUGCUAAUGGUGCUAAAUGAUGAAUAUGGCUUUUCAUAAUUAUCACUUAACAGGUUGGACAGAUUUCUUCUCCAGAUCCUUUUUUUAGAAAUAUUAUCCAGUGCUAAUAAAAAAUCUUCAUGUCUCAUCACAUUUGAAAAAUUCAGGAGACAGAGCUCACUCACUUGACUGCACACAAUCACAAUCUGAUUUCCACAGAUUUGACUGCAUUUAUAAAAGCAUCAUAUUACUGAGACCCCAAAAAUAUUUGUGGAGUGUAGCUACAGAGGAAAUAGAGCAUAACUGUUGCCAGAUGAUAUUGCUUAUAGACUUUUAAAAAGAGCGGUGCACUUAAUAUUAACUAAAUCUGUUCCUACUGAUACAUGUAUUAUUGUAUUUUGUUACAUAUUAGUUUAUUGUACACAGACUGUCACCUCUACACUAGUUGUAUGUAUGAUACGAUACAAUUUUGACUCUGAAGGCAAUUAUAUGAUAUUUGACGAUACCUGCUACAAUACGACAUGAUUUUAGUUUGUAAGGCAACUUUUGCAAAUUUUUUUAUGGUACCACUGAAUCUGCUAUGAUUCGAUUCAGUAGCCUCCAGUUGAUGUGUGACCAACUUUGUUCAGAAUCUGGAGUAAGCCUACUGUUAGCUUGCAAAUGAUGAUGAAGUAGAGAAGGACUAUAUGAAGUAUCAGAAUUAUGGACAAAUCAGCUUGCUGUCCUGUUUACACAUCAGUUAAAAUAUGAAUUAUUUUUUUACCCACUAGAUGUCUGUCCCUUUUUUGGGGGGGCAUGGUGGCUUAGUACAAAAUCAAAAUCAAACUCAAAUCCCACCUCCGCCCUGUGUGUACGGAGCCUGCACAUGCUCCCCAUGCCAGGGGCAGUCAAAAGACAUGCAUUGUAGGCUGAUUGGCAUUUCCAAAUUAUCCAUAGUGUGUGAAUGUGUGUGCCCUGUGAUGCAUUGGCACCCUGUCUAGGAUGUCCCCCACCCUGUCUAGGAUGUGCCCCGAGUCCCCUGGGAUAGGUUCCAGGCUUCCCUGCAACCCUGUGUAGGAUAAGCAGUACAGAGAAUCAAUGGAUGGAUAGUUGUCUGUCCCUAUUUGAUGACAAUCAAUUAUAAUCAAUAAUAAUAAUAGAUUUAUGAUUGUUGCCUCAAUUCAUAUCUAUUGCCUUUUAAAUUGAUGCAUCAAUCCCAAUUAUCUGAUCAUUACACCCCUACUCUACACACACUCUUCUAUGUAACAAAUGAUAUAGUGUGAGUGUACACAAGCAAACCACACAUAACACCACAGGCUCCCAGCCCUGGUCCUGGAUUCCCCUCUCUGUUCUACACAUUUUAGUGUUUUUCCUGCUCUAACACACCUAAUUCUACAAAUUAACAGCCCUUCGUGAAUUGAAGUGGGUGUGAAUUGAAGAGCAGGGAAAACCCUAAAAUGUGCAGGACAUGCAGGGACUCCAGGGUUGGGAACCUGUGCAUUAAUCUGAUACUCAGGCUGAGGCAUGUUUUUUUUUUCUUUUUCUUUUAAAAAACAGCAACCCUACAAAUUACCUUGGGAUCAAUAAAGUAUCUAUCUAUCUAUCUUAAAGCAGACAGCCCAUCUGCACACACAUACACAAACACACACACACCUCAGUGAUGAGACGAUCCAUACAAAAGAGGACUAACAGUUUUUUAAAGCUUAUUCAUUAAAAUUAGCAUUAAAAACCAACUUUUAAGACAAUACUUAAAGUUAAAUUAUUUCUGACAGUGUACAAAAUUGAGGCAAGUAUGCACACAGCCAAGCACGUGCCGUAGAUAAAACGUUCAUUAAAAGGCGCUUUUAAAAUAUCUUUUUUAUUGUAUGAUGUGGCUUGUGGUUUGACGCUUGAACAGCGCGCGUGACAGUCCUGUCCGGGCGGCGAUGACGUCACGCCGCAGCCCUCGGCGAAGGAGCAGCAGCAGAAGCAGCAGUAGAAGCAGUAGAAGAGGAUAGAGGACGAAACUAGGGGAGGCCUGCUGAAACCACCGAGAACACAAGCUCCAUACACUUUCAUAAUAAAACUUUCGCAUGUUGUGGAGCAGCAGCAGAGCAGGAAGUUCCACUCCCGCUGUAUUCGCUGUCCGAAAGCGAGCCGCAAGCGUGACUCCAUGAAAGAUGUCAGAGGAGGUGAUUGUGAUCGCCAAGUGGGACUACUCGGCACAGCAGGAGCAGGAACUUGACAUCCGGAAGAACGAGCGCCUGUGGCUCCUAGACGACUCGAAGACGUGGUGGCGUGUCCGCAAUGCAGCCAACCGCACAGGCUACGUGCCAUCCAACUAUGUGGAGAGGAAAAACAGCCUAAAGAAGGGGUCACUGGUGAAGAACCUCAAGGACACUCUGGGUCUGGGUAAGACUAAGCGGAAGCCGAGCACAGAUGCUGAGUGCCCACCGAACGGCGUCGGUGCAGGAGCAGAGCGUAUCUACGAGCUGCACACAGCGGCAGUGGCCAAGUUUGCAUACACAGCGGAGCGUGAAGAUGAACUGAGCCUGGCGAAGGGCACACGUCUGCUGGUGCUUGAGAAAUGCAGUGAUGGCUGGUGGCGCGGCCGCUGCAGUGACGGCCGGGUCGGCUGGUUCCCCUCCAACUACGUCCAGGAGGAGGAGGAUGAUGAGGAGGAUGAGGAAGAGGCAGGCGUGGGUGACGGGCAGUGCUCACGAGCAUUGCACAAGGUGCAGACGCUUUACCCCUUCAGCUCAGCCACAGAGGAAGAGCUGAAUUUUGAUAAAGGAGAAAUCAUGGAGGUGUUGGAGAAGCCCGAGAAUGACCCCGAGUGGUGGAGGUGUAAAAACAGUCAAGGCCAAGUGGGCCUUGUGCCCAAAAACUAUGUGACGGUGCUGGAAGAUGGGUCGGCACAAGGGGGAGGGGCCAGCAGUUUCACAGCCCAUCCUUUGCAGCAUGCAGGCCCUGCCCACACAGGCAGAUUCGCUGGGAAGGUAUGGUACUACGGCAGCGUGACGCGGCACCAGGCUGAAUGCACACUAAACGAGAGGGGAGCCGAGGGAGACUUCCUAGUGCGGGACAGCGAGUCCUCUCCAAGUGAUUUCUCCAUCUCCUUGAAGGCAUCAGGCAAGAACAAGCACUUCAAGGUGCAGUGCGGCGAGGGUGUGUACUGCAUCGGGCAGCGGCGUUUCAACGCUAUGGACGAGCUCAUCGAGCACUACAAGAAAGCACCCAUUUUUACCAGUGAGCACGGAGACAAGCUCUACCUUGUCAAACCCCUGCAGUGACCUUCCAGCCAAAAAUGAGCCUUGAGAACCUAAAUAGACCUCACACUGAGCCAAGCCUCCUUACUGUUCUCCUUGGUGGUCAGUUCUCACCAGCAAGUGGGCAACAGAGUGCCAACGCAAGCAGCCGGGCAGUGCCAUUGUCCUUUAUUUUUGAAUCAUUGUCAUUUCCUGUUUACUUCUUCAUAUAUUUUGUCCUUGGUUAUAAUAAUCUUUCCAUUUAAGUGUUGAGAGAUAAUAAGAGGUACACACUUUUGUUGCUGCAAUUCAGAUUUUACACAGCAAACAGACUUAAAUUCACAAGAAGUAGCCUUUUAAUUUUAUUUUUUUUAAUAAUAUGAUUUGACGGUACAAUAUGGAAUAUUCUGAGCCUUCACAAGGCAGUCUGUAUCAGAGGAGCUACGGGAUUAUCUGUUCACACUUACUGCCAAAAAGAGCCAAUUUGUGGCACACAGAUACUGACUGCCCCCUGCUGGACACACAGAUGCAUGGACUCACACAAGGGAGGUCUGUUUAUGAGAUGAGAUGAAUGUCAGAUGCUCAACCAAAUGUGCCACACACUCGUUAAAUGUAUCACUCCACAUUAUUCCAACCCAAAAUUGACAAUAGCCUGAGUCGUACUAUAUCUGUAUGGGUAUCUUGUAUAAUUACAAGAGAGCUUAUUCUGUACACGCGUUUAAUUUCCCAGCUUUUUUAAAGUAUGUGUCUGAAUGUAAGAGCAUUGUUAUUUAAAUCUGUGUCUAUUUAAACUAGAGCAUUAGGUGCAUAUAGGAGGAAUUUGCUAAGCACUGUACCAAUGACCGUUAUGUUGGAAGUUGAAAUACAUUUUGUUUAAUUAAACAUUUUGCAAAAUAACGGUAAAAUGUCUCAGGCUUUUAUCAUUGACAGGGUCAUGUAUAGAGAGUUAGAGUAAAAAAACUUACCAUCAAAUAUGUUUCAUGAGGCUCAGUUAGUUCAGUGCAGAAAGCUUUGCACAACCUUCACUACAGACCAGGAGUCAACUCAGAUUUGUAAAGGUGGUUAUGUUUUGCUUUGUAAUGGUGCUUCACUUUUGAUUAGCGUAACAGACUCUGAACAUAUGAGAUGCAUUUGUCCUGAAUUUGAUGCAGGGAGAAUAAAUCCAUGCUUCCCUGUCCAUUCAUUAUUAAACAUUGUUAUUGUUGUCAGUUUACUAAUCAGACCAGAGAUGGUAAAUAAAAUGAAAAAUGUGUGAAAGUCUGUGAAAACACUCCACUUAGCCCUGUAGCUAGUCUCUGGUUCAAUGAGCUGCCAUCAGCUAAAUAAUUUUUAUACACUAUAUGGCCAAAAUUUUGUGGACACCUGACCAUACACAUGUGCUUGUUGAACAUCCCAUUCCAGAUUUAGUCCCCCUUUUGCUGCUACAGUAACUUCCACUCUUCUGGGAAGGAUUUCCUCUAGAUUUUGGAGCAUGGCUGUGGGGAUUUCUGCUCAUUCAGCCACAAGAGCUUUAGUGAGACUGGUCACUGAUGUUGGACGAGAAGGCCUGACAUGUAUUUGUCAUUCCAGUUCAUCCCAAAGGUUUUCAAUGGGGUUGAAGUCAGGGCUCUGAGCAGGCCACUCAUGUUCAUCCACAGCAACCUGUGAGCAAACUCACUUUGUCCACAGGGGCAUUGUCGUGCUGGAACAGGUUUGGGCUCCAUAGUUGCAGUGAACGGAAAUUGUAAUGCUACAGCAUACAAAGACAUUCUAAACAAUUGUGUGCUUCCAACUUUGUGGCAAUAAUUUGUGGAAGGCCCACAUAUGGGUGUGAUGGUCAGGUGGUGGUCCACGAACUUUUGGCCAUAUAGCGUAUUUGCAUAUAAUUGGCUGCAACAAUCUGAAACAGAGGAUAUGCUACAGAAGCUGUGCUGGCUCAUGUUUAGAAAACUACAGUCACUGACCUAUGGCUAGUUUAUCGUUUAUUACCUCUUCUACAGUAUUUAUACUAUAUUCAUACUUGAUUUGAUCCACUGGAAUACAUUGCUACAGUCUGCCAGUUGACGACCCCUAGUCUAGUGCAGUGUCUUAUUAUGGUUGGUUGGUUGGUUAUUUAAAAAAAAAAAAAAAGAAAGGUAAGUUUUUAGUACAGGAUUUGUCUUUUAUGAAUAUUAAUGGUUUCAUUGCUGUCACAUGAUCUUGCUGCCUGAUCUUAUUCACAAAGCUAACCAUGCUUUAAUCCACAGUUUACUGUCUGGACCAAAGGUAUUUUGUGUUGGGAGACCCAAAUAAUGAUGAUUUUACAAUGAAGGAUUAGGAUUAAGAGAUUAAGAGUUAGUCUGUGAAAUCAGUGUGUCCUGCUGUCAGUCACACACUCAGUGUGUGAUGCCAGUUUUUAGUUCCUGUGAGUUAAUGUGAGCAAUAGUUGAAUAGCAAUUUAAUAGUUCAGUUGCAGCUUUUGUCUGAUACACACUGUUCUGAAUCAGGGCUGCUGUAGUGUAAGUAUGGAGACUGCUGUACUGAUUCAAAACCGUGUUCAUCACGCAAAAGCCGUGACUAAAUCUGAUGCACAUCAAUUAUUACUCAUACUGUUUUUUUUUUUUUCUUUCUAAAACGUGUCUAAUUUAUUUUCUUUCAUUAGUGUAUUUCUAUCUUGUAUACUGACUAUGAUUAGAGUACAGAUUUUAUUUACUGUAUAACAAAUGAGUUUCUAAGAGGAAUAUUACAGACCAAACAAGUCUUAGUCAUCUCUUGAAAUUGCGCAAAGCUUCUUUCUAUGCUAGUUUAGACCAUUUUAACAAAAUUCAACCUGUUAGCAACAAAACCUUAAA